AUGAGAGGCACAUCGAGACAAUAUGGAGAGCCGAUUGGCCGAUCCCAAUCUCAAAAUCAAUCUUGGGAGGAUCGCUUUGAAACAGGCGUGCAGCGACCGCGGAUAGUAGAGGGUAUGCCAGCUCUUGAAUCAAGUGAGAGAGAUGCUCUUUUCUCAAUGUUGCGCUCGAUGCUCUCCUUCAGGCCAGGAAAUUGUCCUUCUGCUCAGCAGGUUCUCUAG
This is a messenger RNA of Penicillium manginii, 219 nucleotides long. RefSeq lists its product as uncharacterized. NCBI's taxonomy places the organism in Eukaryota, Fungi, Ascomycota, Eurotiomycetes, Eurotiales, Aspergillaceae. The transcript has 2 exons. The record is from RefSeq and is a predicted model, not a curated record. The coding region runs from base 1 to 219 and encodes 72 amino acids.